Messenger RNA from Botrytis byssoidea, 3583 nucleotides. RefSeq lists its product as uncharacterized. Bases 359 to 3472 code for a protein of 1037 amino acids. Lineage: Eukaryota; Fungi; Ascomycota; Leotiomycetes; Helotiales; Sclerotiniaceae. The transcript has 4 exons. Gene Ontology annotation, molecular function: SUMO activating enzyme activity. Gene Ontology annotation, biological process: protein sumoylation. Gene Ontology annotation, cellular component: cytoplasm; SUMO activating enzyme complex. The record is from RefSeq and is a predicted model, not a curated record.
AACCAUUUGACAUUUCAUCAAUCCAUUCUUUUCUGAAUCAAAAAAAACCACAAACCACAAACCACAAAAUACAGUGAAUCCCAAUCAUCGAACAUUCAACUUCUUCUCGAGAACGUUAUUAGCUCAGUUUCCUCUACCUAGGUAAUACUGCACCUCGCAAGGCGAUAACCCCACAAUAUCCAACUACUCACGAUCCGAGCCUUAAGUUGGUACAAUCUAGUGAGCCAGAGGAAUAACACCCUUUUUCUCGAACCCUUUAUCAAACGCCAACAUUCCGUCAACAGUAGAUUUAAACGGUGCUGGUAACCUGGGAAAACGUAAACUCUCCAACGCGGAUUCUCAGAGGCCAGAUAAAAAGAUGAUGACGGCCAUACACACAAAAGAUAAAGACAUGGAGACUAAGAUGCAGGUGGAUGAGUCGGUGGUUGGCAAUAACGAGAUCGAUGAAUCGCUUUACAGCAGACAACUUUAUGUUCUAGGACAUGAGGCCAUGAAGCGUAUGGGUGCUUCGAAUGUGCUGAUUGUGGGACUCAAGGGACUCGGUGUCGAGAUUGCAAAGAAUAUUGCUUUGGCAGGUGUCAAAAGUCUUACCCUAUAUGAUCCUGCGCCCGCUGCCAUUUCCGACCUUUCAUCUCAAUUCUUUUUACAUCCUGAAGAUGUUGGGAAGCCAAGAGCGGAAGUGACCGCACCACGCGUUGCUGAGCUAAAUGCAUACACACCGGUCUCCGUUCACAAGUCAUCAAGCUUAACAGAGGACCUCACUCAAUUCGAUCGAUACCAAGUCGUUGUCCUGACCAACACUCCCCUCAAGGACCAAAUCAUAAUUGGCGAUUAUUUACACAGCAAGGGAAUUUACCUGGUAGUUGCGGAUACAUUUGGUCUCUUUGGAUCAAUCUUUUGCGACUUUGGUGAUAAGUUCACUGUUCUUGACCCCACUGGCGAAGCUCCAGUUAGCGGCAUUGUUGCUGGAAUCGAUGAAGAAGGUUUAGUAUCCGCUUUGGAUGAAACACGACAUGGCCUUGAGGAUGGAGAUUACGUUACUUUUACCGAACUGGAAGGGUUAGAAGCUUUGAACGGUGCAGAACCUCGAAAGGUAACAGUGAAGGGGCCAUACACUUUCUCUAUCGGAGACGUUACUGGACUUGGCCAGUACAAGAAGGGUGGAAUGUAUCAGCAGGUCAAAAUGCCAAAAUUCAUCGACUUCAAGCCAUUGUCUGCUGCUUUGAAGGACCCAGAACAUCUUAUUUCCGACUACGCAAAAUUCGAUCGCCCUCAGCAGCUCCAUGUCGGUUUCCAGGCUCUUCAUGGUUUCCAAGAAUCUCAAGGUCGCCUUCCAAGACCGAUGAAUAAGGAAGACUCCCUAAUCAUUACCGAGUCUGCUAAGACCUUCAUCAAGAACCAAAAGCUGGACAUUGAAGUUGAUGAGAAGUUGAUCGCCGAGUUGAGUUUCCAAGCUCAAGGUGAUUUGAACCCAAUGGCAGCUUUCUUCGGUGGCCUUGCAGCUCAGGAAGUGUUGAAGGCUGUUUCUGGGAAAUUUCACCCAAUCAAUCAAUGGAUGUACUUCGACUCUUUGGAGUCCCUUCCUACCAGUUUCAAACGGACCGAGGAAACAUGCAAACCCCUCAAUUCUCGAUACGAUGGUCAAAUUGCUGUAUUUGGUCAAGAAUACCAAGAAAAGCUUUCCAACAUCACCCAGUUCUUGGUUGGUGCCGGUGCCAUUGGUUGCGAAAUGUUAAAGAAUUGGGCCAUGAUUGGUUUAGCCACAGGCCCAAAGGGCAAGAUCUUUGUCACUGAUAUGGAUUCGAUCGAAAAGAGCAAUCUCAACCGUCAAUUCCUCUUCAGAACUAAAGAUGUUGGCAAGUUGAAGAGUGAUUGUGCUGCUGAGGCAGUUCAAGCAAUGAAUCCUGAUCUUAAAGGUCAUAUUGUUACCAUGCGUGAUCGAGUUGGUCAAGAUACCGAACAUAUCUUCAACGAGCAAUUCUGGUACCAACUUGACGGUGUUACUAACGCUCUCGAUAAUGUUGAUGCACGAACUUACGUUGAUCGUCGUUGUGUCUUUUUCCGGAAGCCUUUGUUGGAGAGUGGAACUCUUGGUACUAAGUGUAAUACGCAGGUUGUUCUCCCUCAUUUGACCGAGUCAUAUUCCAGCUCUCAAGAUCCUCCCGAGCAAUCUUUCCCCAUGUGUACACUUCGAAGUUUCCCCAACAAGAUUGAACAUACCAUUGCUUGGUCUCGAGAAUUGUUCGAAUCAUACUUUGUCAAGCCAGCAGAAACUGUCAAUUUAUACCUCACUCAACCAGAUUACCUUGAUAAAACUUUGAAACAGGGUGGCCAAGAAAAAGCAACCCUAGAAACGAUUCUAGAUUUCUUGGUUGAGGAUAAGCCAUUGUCUGUUGAGGACUGUAUCAAAUGGGCUCGUUUACAAUUCGAGAAGCAAUACAAUAAUAACAUUCAACAAUUACUGUACAACUUCCCUAAGGAUUCAACUACAUCAAGCGGUACACCAUUUUGGUCUGGACCAAAACGUGCCCCAGAUCCAUUGAAGUUUGACCCCAAGAACCAAUAUCAUUGGGAUUUCGUUGUCGCUGGUGCUAGUCUUCAUGCCUUCAACUAUGGAAUCAAUACCACUGGUCUCAACUCAAGCACAAUUCAAAAAGUUCUUGAUAACAUGAUCAUCCCCGAUUUCUCUCCCAGCUCUUCCGUCAAGAUUCAAGCUGAUGACAGUGAACCUGAUCCAAAUGCUGGAAGCAGCUCUUUCGAUGAUAGCUCGGAGCUUCAAAAUCUCAUGGAUAAGCUUCCAUCGCCUAAAUCAUUGGCUGGUUUGAAACUCUCACCAGUAGAGUUUGAAAAGGAUGAUGACACAAACCAUCAUAUCGACUUUAUCACCGCUGCUAGUAACUUGCGUGCCGAGAAUUACAAGAUUGAGCUUGCCGAUAGACAUAAGACAAAGUUUAUUGCUGGCAAGAUUAUUCCCGCUAUUGCAACCACUACUGCUCUUGCCACGGGAUUGGUAAUCAUGGAAUUUUACAAGAUUGUCGAUGGUAAAGAUGACAUUGAGCAAUACAAGAAUGGCUUCGUCAACUUAGCCUUACCUUUCUUUGGAUUCAGUGAACCUAUCGCUAGUCCAAAGGCUACAUACAAAGGUCACACAGGAGAAGUCUCUAUUGACAAACUCUGGGAUCGAUUUGAAGUUGAGGAUAUUACUCUUCAAGAACUCAUCGAUGAGUUCUCAAAGAACAAGGGUCUCGAUAUCACUAUGUUGAGUUCAGGCGUCAGUCUGUUGUAUGCCAGCUUUUUCCCCAAGGCAAAGUUGGCGGAUCGAUUGAAUUUGAAGCUCAGCGAACUUGUUGAGCUCAUUUCCAAGAAGCCUAUCCCAAGUCAUCAAAAGACGGUGAUCUUCGAAAUUGUUGUGGAAGAUCAAGAUGAAGAAGAUGUAGAAGUUCCUUAUAUUAUGAUGAAGUUGGGCAAUUAACGACACAAAGAUGAAGGGGCAUACAUUUCAUGGGACUAACAUUAGAGUAGCACGCGAAAUAUGAAUUUAGCAAAUUAUAAGUACCUUAUACAAAUCAUAAUGUGUUGAAUA